Messenger RNA from Ilyonectria robusta, 2240 nucleotides. RefSeq lists its product as uncharacterized. Bases 160 to 1983 code for a protein of 607 amino acids. Lineage: Eukaryota; Fungi; Ascomycota; Sordariomycetes; Hypocreales; Nectriaceae. The transcript is spliced from 6 exons. The record is from RefSeq and is a predicted model, not a curated record.
UUUUAAUUUGAAUUUCCGUUGCAUCAGAUAACGCUCUAAUUUUACCCGGGCAACGUUCCUCAGGGGCUGGAGCCACAGCCUGGAUAGGACUGAGCCCAUUCAACAUUGAGGGCCUGCGCGCACACCCUCGACGGAGUUCCACGGAGACAUUACCACGAAAUGAACAAGAUGGACGACCAAGCAGAUAUCCUCGUAUCUGUCGAUCUGGGCACAACCUUUACAGGUGUCGCCUGGAUGACUCCACGAACGCCAAUCCAGGUCAUAAACGACUGGCCUGGCAGUGGGGACCGUGGAGAGCGCAAAGUCCCAACGACGCUCAUCUACAAUGAAGACGACACCUUGAACUCAUGGGGCUUCAUGUGUGCCGAUGAUGACGAAUCUGUGCCAGGCAGGACACGGCGUGAGUUCUUCAAGAUAUUCAUUGACGCAGACACCUUGGCCGCAGCGCAGCAACAGGGACUUUCAAGUGCGCCUAGAACCACUGCAGACGCCAGGCGAUUUCUGACGGAUUACUUGAAGCAAAUCUACAUUCACGUGAAGGAGAGCAUUGAGAUGCAGAUCGGAAAACGCCACGUUGGAGGCUGGAAAGAUAUGGCUGUCAAGUUCCUGUUCAGUGUGCCCACAACAUGGACGAACAUGGGCAUCAUCAACACAUUCAAGGGCAUUGUUCGCGAUGCUGGAUUCGGUAUUGAAGGACUCAAACAUACAGCAGAGGUUGACUUGACUGAAGCGGAGGCUGCAUCUGUGGCGACGCUCAAAACCAGCGCCAUCAACUUCAACGUGGGCAGUCUGUUCCUAACUGUUGACGCGGGCGGCGGCACAACGGAUCUCGCACUGAUGCGCAUCACUUCAAACAGUACAGCAUUCCCGCAGAUGUCACAGGUCGCAGCUGUGAGGGGUGUCGGCAUAGGGUCUUCCCUCAUCGAUAGGGCCUUUAUCCGCUUGGUUGCACAACGUCUGGCCGAGUACCCCGAUGUCCAAGACAAACUUCCCGCCGACUUUGCGAUGCGGAUUUCGAGGAAUCACCAUUUCAAGACGGUUAAGCACAAAUUUGGCGAGAAGGUAUAUAUGCAGAAGGUCUUUAAGAUCCAGAUGGAGGGAGUGGCAUACGACUUUAGCCAUCCAGGUCUCCGGAUUGAGGGUGGGCGGAUGCUGUUUACCAAGGAAGAAAUCCAAUCACUAUUCGAUCAGCAGAUCGAAGGCAUCAUGAAACGGAUAAUAGAGCAAUUAGACUGGAUGAGCGAAAAUGGACGCACUGAGCAAGUUGAGUAUAUGAUUCUGGCCGGAGGACUUGGAAGUUCUGCCUACGUGCGAGAGACGAUUCAGCAGCAACUCAUGGCCUGCAACCAUCCCAAUGCACGCCAAGUUGUUGUCAUCCCAUGUCAGGAGCCUCAGCUAGUGGUCGUCCGCGGGCUCCUCCUCGAUGAACAGCAGAAGAUUGAAACGGGAAAUAUGGCAGUCCUGGCAUCACGCAUAGCCCGGGCGAGCUACGGCAUUGUGAUCAGGGAGCCGUACACACCGGCCAUUCACUUUGAUGAGGAGAUUAUUCAGGAUCCUUUCAACCCUAAGCAGAAAUGGGCUUUGAAUCAAAUCCAGUGGCUUAUCCGUAAGGGUGAUGUGAUCAACCCGGGCUCCCCACUGGCCAAGACUUUCGAGAUUCAACUGGGUCCGGGAGACACAACAAGAUCUUGGGACGCCGUGGUCGUCACCUCUCAAAAUGAGCCUUCAUUCCUUCCCCGAAGCUUAAAGCAAGCUGGCGCAACGAAAUUAUGCUCGGUGAAGAGCAAUCUUGCCGGUGUUCAACAGCAUCAGAUGGUUCUAAGGAAAAAGCGAAGAUCCUGGUUCCGAAAGGGCAACUCAUUUUACAUUUGCCAAUUCGACGUGCGGGUCAUCGUCGCUCCUGCAGACCUGCGGUUUGAGCUGUGGUUUGGUGGCUACAAAUUCUCCGGCAACCAUGAGCCAAUCGCUGUCAAAUGGGACUAAGAAGGUCCGACUCUUCUUACAGUGGAUAAGCAAGCCCGAAAUCGAACUGAAAGAAGACCAAAUAUCAACUGAGAGACGGAAUUGAAAUAAUGAAGAGGGGUAAUUUGUCACAAGUAAAUGUGUUGAUAUCAAGGAGUGGAGCUGAGAUCUUUCCUAUAUACCCACGAGUCAAGACAGUGUAGAAUGAUAGACGGUCGGGUAGAUAGCGUGAGUAUCGUUUAAUAGUAUUAAAUUUGCGAAUGACACAUAAAUACGCC